AUGUUUAGGUUCCGUUUGGGAUUCAUUUCCCGCCGAGCUAAACAGCGUCGGAAGCCAGCCAAGCCGGGAGAAAAGAAGCGGGACGGCCUGGCAGCUGAUCGGGGCUGCCCAUCUCGCGUCUGGAUCCGGAUGGGACUCCCGACGGCCCGGAUGGAGCUUUUGUCCGCGGCGGCCCUCAUGUUGCUGGGGGCUGGAUGUGCAAGCUCCUCUUCCCAUUCAUUGCGCAUUUUCUACACGCUGUUCAUGGGCUCCAGCCAGGAUGGGGUCCAGUACAUUAUGGUGGCGUAUGUGGACGACCAGCUGGCUGCACGCUUUGACCCCCCCACCAGAAAAAUGCUGCCCCAAGUGCCCUGGCUUCUUAAUCUGAGUGAGGAAGACUCCCGUCUCUGGGAAUCCCUAUCUUGGUUAGUGAACAUCACGGAGCGGGGGUUGAAGAAUGAACUCACCAUCCUGUACAACUAUCACAACUCCAGCAAAGGGUUCCACAGUUGGCAGAACCUGAUUCGCUGCGAGCUGAGCGACAAAGGCCACAAGGGGGGCGUUUAUCAGUAUGGCUACGAUGGGAAGGACUUCAUCAGCCUGGACCAGGAGACUCUCACCUGGAUCGCAUGGGAUGUCCACGCUCAGGUGACCAAGAGGAGAUGGGAAAACGAGCGUUUGAUCACUCAGAUCAAGAAUCACUGUUUGGAGAAAAAAUGCAUCGAGCUGCUCCAGAAGUGCGUGACGUACGGAAAGGAAUCCCUGCUGAGGAAAGGUGAGGAAGGAAGCUGGGAGCCAA
Messenger RNA from Protobothrops mucrosquamatus (brown spotted pit viper), 778 nucleotides. Its product is annotated as major histocompatibility complex class I-related gene protein-like. The annotation marks the transcript as partial. Gene Ontology annotation, cellular component: external side of plasma membrane. The transcript has 4 exons. The record is from RefSeq and is a predicted model, not a curated record. Lineage: Eukaryota; Metazoa; Chordata; Lepidosauria; Squamata; Viperidae. Gene Ontology annotation, biological process: immune response.